CGGUUGCACGAAGAAGGAAAGAGGCCGACUUCCGGUAUGGUGCGUUGUUGAAGAGGGACCACAGGACGUAACUGCCAGGAAAAUGCGGUAAGCCGUUGUCACAACUGAAAAAGAAAUUAAACAGCAACACGUCUCAGUGCAAUCUUUACGACUUUGCAAUAAAUGUGGCAUAUGGUCAUAUGGCCUAAGGGCUUUGUGACGGAAGCAAUCGGGUACGCUGAUCAGUCGUCGAUCGAUCGGGAUUAGAGAGCGCGGUUGAACAUGGGAACGAGAUCGAGUCGUUUACACGAGGAGGCUGCCGCGACAGCUUUCGAUAAAGAUGGCAUCAAGAGAGAGUCCUGUCGAAGAAUCCGAAACACCAGGCCCACUAGCCUCAUGGUGGAGUUCUCCGGUAGCUUCGGCCAUCACUCAGAGACGAGCCGAAGCCGGUCGGAGGAGGGAAGCGACUCGGACACCGGGCAGCAGGCGAGCAGCGACGGCAGCCCCGCCGACAGCCACAUGUCCCCGUCUCUGAGCAGCCAGGCCUCGCCGACGGACGACAACGGGGCCGAGGAGAAACGAGAGGAGGAUGGCAGUCCUGGAGGCCCUGCAAGCGCGGAGGAAAUAGGCCGAGCACCGCAGCGCACUUUCUCGGAUCGUUUGCCCGGUGGCCGCCAUUCUUCCUCCGGCAGCGUCACAGCCAGGUCCGCCCGGGUGAGGGACACUCACGCCCGGCCGUCGUCCGAGGCGUGGAUCGGCGUCUACAGGAUCAACAACCGCACCGGUGCUCUUCGUUGUCCCUUCUGCUCCAAGCCGUUUCCUGGAGGACGAACCGAGGACCAUCUUUUAAGUUGUUUGACUUCUCCACCUCUCCCUUAUAACGCUGAUGUGCUACAGAAGGACAGUGGAGAGUGUUCAAUUUGUCUAGAAGACAUGUUGCAGGGGGAAGCCAUCGCUAGGCUGGCCUGCCUGUGUGUCUACCAUAAGAGCUGCAUUGACACAUGGAGCAAAGUGAAGCCGUGCUGCCCUGAGCAUCCUUUUGAUUGAUUCAUGUGUUCACAUGCAAUGACACUUUGACUCAGGAGACAAUACCCCCUGGCAGGAGCAUAUUUUCUGAUUAGAGGAUUGAGAGAAAGACACAACGGAACAAAAACAAAUAACAAGCAUAAACACUCAUGGACAGCUUAAUCGGCCUGGCCCUGAGUGAGCCUGGCUUUUACUAUCUGAUGUGACUCCUGAGACUUGGCUUUACUCUGCUCUACGGCACCUGUCUGAAUGGCGGGUUUGCUCUGCUUGCCUUUCCUCUCUUAACUCUUUAAAGCUCAGAGUGAAACUGGUCAACUCAACAGAACUUUGCUAAACAAACGUAAAUGGAGAGAGGUUACACAUGCAUCGUCUCUCCUCGUGGACAUCUUGAUCUCCCGGAGGGAUGGUGUUCUUCUUACCAUGGAAACGUGGCGAUCUGUAAUUUAUGCCGGGCUUAGCGUUUGGUUUUGUGCAGCCAGCUGGGGUUGCGUUGGCUUGAACUACUUGAUUUUGUUAAGUUUGUUGGCCAGAUCCCGGAUGAACGCAGAUGAGUUGUACAUGCGUAAAUAUUGCACAGGAAUUACAUAUGAGGCAUGAUGUUUUAUAUUUUGGGGGUGGAUAAUCUUGUCAACCCUUUUCCUUUUUUGUUACUAUAGGAAUAUUUCAAAGGCAGAAUGGAAUUUACAAUAGAUUUGUUCGACUACCAUGAAUAGUGAUUUUAUCCAUCGUUGAAGCAAAACUUCAUUACCACAUCAGGCUCUUUUAACCUCUUGAUCUGAUUGCUUUUACUCAAUUGUAAAACUGUAUAUUGUUAACAGAUCAGAGCGAUACUUCCACUAGCUAGCUUGAUGGAUGUUAUUGGUUGCAGUGAAGUGUGUGUUCUAGUGUGUGCUGAAAUGCAGAUUUUGACGCUGAUGACCUGACAGCAUUUGCUGCUCAUGAAGGCGAGGUCUCUGUGUCUCAUAAAAAAAGUAGCCUAGAGAAAUCCAGUCACUUUACACUCUUUACACCAGGCCUCCUCUACACUGAAUGAGGCCAUCUGUGGUGCGGAGAUGUGUGUCAAGCACAGUAACGCCAUAUGGUGCACGCUUUUGCCUGAGGAUGGCAUAAUUAUGACAUUGUCAUCGACUCCCUUGGAAAGAACAAUGGAUUAAAUAUGAUGCACAGGUAGUGUUUUUUUCUAUUGUUUUUUUUUUUUUUUUUAAGGCCCUCCACUGGGUAAAUACUUUAUGUUUUGAGGUUUAUGGGGUUUCCUGAUCGUGGGUGUUAUGUUCAUUAUUCUAUUGUCUUGUAGAGGUCAUUUGGUCUGUUACUUUUUUGCCUUAGCCCGAGGAUUCAUAUUUUUGUGUGGCAAGAUCUCUGAAUGGAGACUUUGCUUUUCUCAGCUAAGAGCUUAACUUUGAAAGUAUUGCAACGUGUUACCUUCACAGGACAGUCUUGACGGUUCUUUCCAAAUUGAAAACACGAGAAAUGCCACUUGUGUCUGUGUGAGUCAAAGGCGAAAGUCUUUUUUACAGUUACAAUUAUGUUUUGUGUCGGUGUAGUGCAUUGUGGAGUGAAGGGAGGCAUUGUCAGAGUAUUUUGACAAUCUUUUAAGUUAGCUUUUGCCCUUUAACUUAUGUGGUGCCAUACCUCAAUAUCAAUAUUUACUAUACUAACCUGGGGCUUAGCUAACUCCAAAGGUGGUGUUUUUGUUUUUUUCUUGAAAUAUUAUAUAUAUACACAGUAUAAAUACCAUAGCAAGUUCUGUAAUUAUUCAGUGCUAAGGGUCUUGACCCGCUUGAUCCUGUGUUUUGACGGUUGUCAGUCAAAUAUGAAUGAGUUGGGAAUGUUCUUAAGGUCAAUAUGAUUUGCAUAUAUUCACAUCCCCAAACACAGACAAUCUGCCUUCAUUCUGCUAAAGAACAAUUGAGUAUUUAUUUAUUAAAGUGUAAAUAUGUAUCACCUUUCAAAAUGGCUUUGUCUUUUGUUUGUCCAUGAUGCUGUUUCAUGCCUAAAUCUUUUUGUAUGUCUAAAAAAAAUUGGUUUUAUAUGUAUUUUUUACAAUAAAUAUGCUUAAGUGUGA
Molecule: messenger RNA, 3070 nt
Organism: Puntigrus tetrazona (Sumatra barb)
Lineage: Eukaryota; Metazoa; Chordata; Actinopteri; Cypriniformes; Cyprinidae
Exons: 5
Coding region: 262-1026 (254 amino acids)
Source: RefSeq, a predicted model, not a curated record